Molecule: messenger RNA, 1549 nt
Organism: Fusarium vanettenii 77-13-4
Lineage: Eukaryota; Fungi; Ascomycota; Sordariomycetes; Hypocreales; Nectriaceae
Exons: 3
Coding region: 310-1140 (276 amino acids)
Cellular component (GO): membrane
Source: RefSeq, a predicted model, not a curated record
CUCGUCCCUAAUAAACAAAUCCUCCUCCUGUUUUAUUCUCGCGACGACCUUGACGCUCUUUUCUGCCGUCCUAUCUAGCGAGCUUUGUUCUUUGGCGAUUGAUUACGAACCCCCUAGAUACGAUACAUCCAUCUGCGCUAGCGUUUGCGACGACCGUCAGCUUAAGCCAGCGAACAAACGACGACGGCCACCCACAGCCUGAUAUCUGCACCAAAGUCCCGGCGCUUCGAGCAUCAGCUCGAUCAUAAAAACCUCGCCUUUCGAUAAUCACAACCGUCUCCUCCAUCCUCAUCGAACCUCACAGCAGCCAUGGCCAUCAACUUCGACCCCGAUAUCGUACCCAAUCUGAAGCUUGGUCUUCACUCCUUCCAGGUCAUCUUCUCCUUUGUCGCAUGGUGUUUGCAGAUUGGUGUGUUCAACGCCAAAGACGCCAAGGUGACUGGAAAGAAUGGAUGGACCUUUGCGGUGUGCUUUCUCUCGGUGCCAGCCUGGAUUUUCCUCAUCAUGACCCCCCGAUGGGAACGCACUCGCCGGUUCGCCCAGCCGCAUGCCAUGCUGGCUGUCGACGCUCUCUUCACCGUCAUGUGGCUGUCAGCAUUUGCUACUCAGGCUUCCUACAACGCUGAGGGUUCUUGUGGCAAGGCUUGCGGCAUAAGCAAGGGUGUUGUUGGUCUUGGCGUCUUGACCACUCUUCUCUUUGCCGCCACAACCUUUGUCUCGGCCUUUACCCUCAACUAUUACCAGAACAACAACGUUCUGCCUGGCUACGACAACCGCCAGAUCCGGGGCGGAGACAACAUCGACCCCGACAAGGCCGCCUUCUCCAUGGCACCCCACGAUGACGAGGCCUACGAGCGGGUCAACAUGGAGGACAACGAGCCCACAGGCAACCCCUACGGCGGAUACAACGGGAGCUACAACAGCACCACCCGCUAUGGUGACAACAACACCAACCCUUACAAUGCUGAGGAUGAGGAUCCUGCCCGCUACGGCUCCACGCCAGGCCGGACCAACACCCUCUUUGACAACGACACCGAGUACCACUCAAGCGGCGCUCAAUAUGGCAGCAACCCUACAAGCGGCGGUUACGACGAUCACCCUGCCCACUUCCCAGCCGGCAACUAUGACCGAACACACUAAGGUUCCACUGAGGACCUUGUAAAUGAGACAAGAAAGGAAUAUAGAUUGGCUCUUUUAUCUGCACAUGGUGUUUUGUUUUGCUUGGGGCCGAGAGGAACGAACAUUGACUCUUUUUUGGAAAUGUCUUGCGUACGCGCAAGCCGGGCGGCUGGGGGGAAACUGGGAAAUAUUUUUGUGUUGUACGGUAGAUGAAACGUCUCUUGGCUUUUUGUUGACACGAGGUGUUUACGGCGUCAUGAAUUGCUCAGGAGAGACACACAUAACAUGUGCACACUCUACGGAGAUUUAGGGGGUGUCAAAUCUUGGGAUGCAUUUGCGAGAGAUGGAAUAUUUUGCGUCGCACCAUUCAGGUGCUUUUUUUUGCAGAUACUCUGUUAUUGAACAGUUUGGACAAGAAAAGUUCAGUUGU